Messenger RNA from Zea mays, 1970 nucleotides. Its product is annotated as B3 domain-containing protein Os02g0683500. Lineage: Eukaryota; Viridiplantae; Streptophyta; Magnoliopsida; Poales; Poaceae. Bases 455 to 1669 code for a protein of 404 amino acids. The record is from RefSeq and is a predicted model, not a curated record. The transcript has a single exon. Gene Ontology annotation, molecular function: DNA binding; DNA-binding transcription factor activity.
CCAGCUCCGGCCCAGCGGAGCCUCCGGGCGCUGGCUUCUUGCCCUGCCCCGCCCCGCGCUGCGCGCUCCACCUCCGACGCGCGCGCGGCGGAGCUCGAUCCGAGCGCGGUGGGCCAAUGCGAACACCAAAGGCAGAUGAAUCGCUUCCCCUCCCCUCCCGAUCGGCCGUGCCGUACUGCCGUCGUACUAGCCAGCCGGGUCAAAUACAGUCACACAGGGAGAGGAGAGAUAAGCUAGAAACAGAGGGGCAGAUAGCAGCGCGGAUAGAUCCCCGCCUCCUCUCCACUCUCCCCAGCAAACAACCAAAAGCAGCCAGCCAGUCGCCGCCGCGCGGGACCGCGUCGCAUCAAAGCCACCGCAUCCAACAGGGACAGGCAGGCGCACGCUCGGAAGUGGAGGCGUCGUCCAAGACGAAGAGGAGGAGGAGGAGGAGGAGGCCAGGGCGUAGCUAGGUAUGGAGUUCGCGAGCUCUUCGAGUAGGUUUUCCAAAGAGGAGGAAGAGCAGGAGGAGGAAGAGGACGAGGAGGUGUCCCCGCGCGAGAUCCCCUUCAUGACAGCGGCAGCUACGGCCGGCACCGGAGCCACCUCCUCCUCGCCCUCGCCUUCCGCGGCAGCCUCGGCGUCAGCGUCGAGUUCGGCUGCUGCCCUCCGCUCGAGCGGCGGUGGGGGCGGGGGCGACGACGACAUGGAGGUGGUCGAGAAGGAGCACAUGUUCGACAAGGUGGUGACGCCCAGCGACGUGGGGAAGCUCAACCGGCUGGUGAUCCCGAAGCAGCACGCGGAGAAGUACUUCCCGCUGGACGCGGCGGCCAACGAGAAGGGCCUCCUGCUCAGCUUCGAGGACCGCGCCGGCAAGCUCUGGCGCUUCCGCUACUCCUACUGGAACAGCAGCCAGAGCUACGUCAUGACCAAGGGCUGGAGCCGAUUCGUCAAGGAGAAGCGCCUCGACGCCGGGGACACCGUCUCCUUCUGCCGUGGCGCCGCCGACGCUGCGCGGGACCGCCUCUUCAUCGACUGGAGGAAGCGCAGCGCCGACUCCUCCCGCCACCCGCACCGCAUGCUGCCACGCCUCCCGCUCCACAUGCCGCCACUCGCGUCGCCCUACGGCUAUGGCCCCUGGGGCGGCGGCGCGGGCGGUUUCUUCGUGCCGCCCGCCACACUCUACGAGCACCACCGCUUCCGCCAGGCCCUCGACUUCCGCAACGUCAGCGCCGCGGCCGCGCCGGCCAGGCAGCUCCUCUUCUUCGGCUCAGCCGGCAUGCCCCCGCGCGCGUCCAUCCCGCAGCAGCAGCAGCCGCCGCCGCCAUCUCUGCACAGCAUUAUGAUGGUGCAACCCAGCCCCGAGGCCACGGCCGGCCUGCCCAUGCUUCUCGACUCGGUGCCGCUCGUCAACAGCCCGACGGCAGCCGCGAAGCGAGUCCGCCUGUUCGGGGUCAACCUCGACAACCCGCAGCCAGGCAGCAGUGCCGAGUCAAGCCAUGACACCAACGCAUUGUCGCUGAGGAUGCCGGGAUGGCAGAGGCCGGGGCCAUUGAGGUUCUUCGAGUCGACGCCUCAGCGCGGCGCCGCCGGUGCAGCAGCUGGCGCUGAGUCAUCUGCAGCCUCGUCGCCGUCGUCACCGUCGUCCUCCAAGAGGGAAGCACAUUCGUCAGUGGAUCUCGAUCUGUGAGCGAGAUCGACCCAGCAGGCGACUUCGAUCGAUCGGGAGAGUAUAAAAGGAAAAUUGAAAAAUUCUUCCUUCCGUCGCUACCUUCUUCGCCUUUUGAUAUUUCAUUAUAACUUUUUGAUGAUAGGAUCUAUAGAGUAGUCUUCUUCUUAACACUUGUUCUCCAUUUUUUGUUUCGGCCAUUCAAAUUCUUGUGUUGGCUUUACAAUAUAUAUAGGUACGUAUAUAGAGAAUUAAGUUAGACGAAUUAAUCAAUUGUUAUUGCUUUCAUAUAUGGUUUGAAAUCUGACUCAGUUUUACCUUC